Messenger RNA from Rhopilema esculentum, 6132 nucleotides. RefSeq names its product GPI-N-acetylgalactosamine transferase PGAP4. Gene Ontology annotation, biological process: GPI anchor biosynthetic process. Gene Ontology annotation, cellular component: Golgi membrane. NCBI's taxonomy places the organism in Eukaryota, Metazoa, Cnidaria, Scyphozoa, Rhizostomeae, Rhizostomatidae. The record is from RefSeq and is a predicted model, not a curated record. Gene Ontology annotation, molecular function: glycosyltransferase activity.
UAUGAGGUCUUCUUUGGUCUUUUAGCUUAUUCUUUCAGUAUUGAUCGAAUUUUUUCUUUGAGAUAACCAUAAAAUGUGAUAAAUAUAUAAUAUUUUCUUGAAUUAACACCAGACCUCGAUAUUUCCCACUCAAAUUUUUGUAGCUUUGGUAUUUUUGAAGUUUGAUUAUUUUAAAAGAAUCUUUUUCAAGAAGGAUGUCUUAUAUCACUUUCUGAUGUGGUCACAAUCAAUAUAGUUUUCUAAAAUUUGAAAAGAAAAAAAUCAAGGUGUGUUUAGCAAUGCUUCCAUACUUCUGUCCCUAAAGGGACCAACUAACCUAUUUUAAACAUAAUAUUAUACGUUAUGUAACUGGGACUUCGUUAUCUUAACAAAAGCAACACUCGUGUUUUCUUUAAAGUGUUCAAUAAUGGUUAAAUUACAACUUCCAGUCUCAACGCACGACAAUAUAACGAGUCUAUAAGUUAAGUAACAAAAUUAAAUGGAUUGUUAGAAACACGAGGUUUCGAGCAUUUACUCGUUUUCAAAUGACUCGCUAAGAAUAGAGUCAAACAAGGUGUACAUGGGAAACAAGGUGCAAAAGAAUGAAAGAAUGUGAGUUGCAUCGUAAACAAAACAAGAAUGGGGAAAAGGAGGAGUAUAAGAAUAGAGUAAGAAAGAAACCUAUUGUAGAAGGUCAAAAUGCUUAUCAAGUCCAUUGCCCGCAUCAUUAUGUGUUUGUGUGGUUUAACUCAAGUCUCAGGUCCUCUCCUGUCUAAUAACUGCCACUCCUGUCUAAUAACUGCCACUCCUGUCUAAUAACUGACACUCGUUAACUCCUCUACUGUCUGAUAACUGUCAUAUCCACAUUCUGCUUCAACGUUGUUCAUAAAUUUUAAACUAAACAGAUUUGUUUUGAAGAAACUGCAAUAGCUUUUUUCGAGAUUAUCAUAGUAUUCCUAUCGCGAACUUGCCAACUUAGAAUUGUAAGGUACGACAUUAUACACGCCAAGACCUUGACAUAUGGCUUAUAAUAAACGAUUUCUGGAAACCUAGAAAUUUCAUAGGCAAUAGCAAAAGUAUGAAUACCUCUCUUGAAGAAAUAUACAUAUUGAGGUUAAGCUUCCCAAGAUCAAACUAUCGAACUGAAAGUCAAAUCUCAUUGUUGGCCAUAAGUUUUACGUUGGUCUUGCUGCUUGCGUGAAACAUGUAGGAACAUGGGACUGUCGUGUUUUAUACACUAAAAGCAUAAUUCAUGAAAUUAGCUGUAUUUUUUGUGAAUAAAGUGCAAUUAAAAUAGUAAUUUCAAACUACCACUCUUGCCUUGGUAUUUUCUCAUAUAUCUGUAACAGGAUGCUUCUUUUAUAAAUAUAGCAAAUUGUCCUUGCUUUCACAAAUACUGACUUUUCCUUUAGUCAUUGCGUUCCAGAAGUAAUUGCUUUCAGGUUUUCACAAUCUAGAGCUCUCAAAUAGACCACACUUUUUUAUCGACCCCUGCUAAUUUUUUUGGCUUUUUUAAUUUGGCCGUCUGUUAUUGUUUUGGUGCCUGGAAUUCUUGGUUCUUUUUCUUUCCAGUUUUUUUUGUUCACUUCACAUGUAUUUAAUGUUGGUACACAACAUAAUAGCAACUACCCAACUAAUAAAUGCCAACUUAUAAUGGCAACAAUAUUGCUAACGAUAAACGUGAUUUUUACAAGUAUCCAUUGGAAGUAUAUGGUGUGUAUAGUCUACACGAGCAAGUAAGAUCGGCUUGUUAAAAUUUUAAUUUUGAAUUCUUUGUAAUUUUCUAUCAAUCGAAUGUCUAAUGGCAAAGAAUGUCCACAAUUCAUUACUUCUAUAGGAUAUAGUAUCUAACCCAUGUUGGUACCCACGUAGACUAUAUGCAACUUCAUUUAACUGAAAUAUAUUUUUCAUAAAUCCUGGAUUUGAGUUGUUUACUGUAUUCCUUUGAUGGAACGAUAACAUCCAUUGUUUUUGAAAUAGUAUUUUCAAAGCUUGAUUUAAAGGCUGUUGCGCAACCGGCAGGUUUAGCCUAAGUUUUCUUGAGAAAUUGGCAGUGUUCUGUAUUUUCAUGCUGUCCGAUAUUAGGAAGGUCUUUUGAAUUAUAUUCGCAAAGGGCUCGUUUAUGAAUAUUAUCACAAGUUUGUCCCAUUUUCUGCUACAGUGCAUCCAUAAAUAAUGGCAAUAAUUAAAGUAACUAAGUAUAUAAAUGUUUUCAUUAAUAGUUUUUAUUUAUAUUCACUCAUAUUCUCGCCAGGAAAUUUAUCUUUUUACCCGCUUCUUUGCAUAGGUUUUUAUAUGUUUUUAUAAGUUAAGUUUGUUGUGCUGUGUUAUUCCAAGUAGUUUGGCAUUCUUCAUCUCUUCAUGUGUGGAGACUUGAGUGUUAUUUGAGUCGCUUGUUCAAACGCUAUAAGUGACCAUUGAAGCCAGUUGCAGAUGAAUGGGCACCGCAUAAUUUUGAUUGGAUGACGCUGAACAAUACCUUUGAAGCAAAAAGAAAAAAUAAUAACAGAUAGGAAUAGAGAUUGGAAAAGAUGUUUUGACUUUACUUUUGAAAGUGUCUCAACAGCGUAAAUUAGCCCUGUAGUAACCUUUGGAGGUGGGGGGCGUACAUUCAAAACAUGUGGUUACCAAUUACUAAAAGUAUAGUACCAGAAUGAAAUAAAUUAGUUUGAUAGUUAAAACCACGACGUUUGGAGCAUGUAUUUGACUUGAUAACGAGUGCGUGCUCAAAACUUCGUAUUUUUAACUAUCAAACUAAUUCAUUUCAUUCUGGUACUCAAUUUAUUUGCUAACUAUUUUAUAGUUAUUUUUGAUGAAGCACCACGCGCAGCGUACAUACUAGAAAUAUACCUCACUGACCCAUUGUUACUUCUUGGUCACAAAUCAUUUUCCUUUACAUUUAUUUUGCGCAAUUCCUGUCAACUGGUUGGUUGUCAUUAUAUUUGCAUCCUAGAACUCAGGCAAGGAAUUAGGUGAACGGCCUAUUUAAAGGCAUAGCUAUGAUAAGGUGCAUGAGUAUUGCGUCUGAGUUGCAACGUCCUGUUCUAUAAACGGCUUGUUGUAGACUGAAUUUUAUGGCCUAUUUCACUGGUACGGCAGAGAACACCCCUAUUGAAAUGAAACACCUAUUAAGGCCCCACCCCUGUGCUGAUUUUCCCAUUGUCCUUUACUUGGUAACUUGGCAUGCGAGAUUCAGAACCAUGCUAGAAACAGUGGUGGAAAUUAUGGGAACAUGGACAGUAAUAUUCUGCCUCUUGGUAGAAAUAUAGCAGAUGCUUAAAUGUUCAAACGUGUAUUUGUUUAUAUUCAAUUGGUGCAUGGCUUCGAUAACAUUUUGGUAUUUUUGGCAUCAUUCUGCCAUUAAUGUCUUCAUUAUCUAUCAUUUUGUAACGAUUAGGGUUUCUUGUUAUGACGGUAAAGAACCAGUGAAUACUACCCAUCUCGCUGGUUGAGUGAUGGGCUAGGCCCCGAAAUAACGCACAGAAGAUACUUCUUCUUUGAUGUUAUCUCUAAUGAUUCGACAGAAAAAUUAACUUUUUACGAAGACAGACACAAGGCGUUCACUAACGCAACAAGACGUAACAGAAUUUUAACAAGCAACGAGUACAUUGCUAAAUUAAUCAAAUAUAAAAUCUAAACUAUUACAAUUUAUAUGCACUUGACGUAUACAAAGGGAAAUUUUCUAUAGGUUCCCAUUCUUUUUCGAGACUCGCCCACUCGCCUUUGAAGCCUCGUUUUGAAAAGAAGCUUGUUGGAACAAGAUGGCCGGCCUGGUAUGUUGGAAAUAAGCUCCGACAAAAGCAUGGAGUUUUGUUAGAUGCUUUUUCGCAGUGGGCGUUCCACUUGCUGUUUUUUACAUGUUGUGUUUUGGUCGUCGGCCUGUGGUCUAAAUUUUAGCCAGGCCCCGUUAUUUAUCAUGAAAACAGGUCCGUUUGGUGCCUUCUUGCGGAAAGCCAGAAAAUGGUGGACAUUCAAGAGCAUAGUGGUGUUAAUUGGCUGUUUGUAUAUCAGCACAUUUUCAAUCAUUAUGCCGUUAAUUUGCAGAGAGCUUGGCUACUCAUCUUUUUUUGCGUCGGAUAGAUUGCAAGAGAAAGUCGAUUUGCGUAACAAGGAAAGGUUAGAAGCUUCAUUGAACUUUCUGGGAAAGUACGCAAAAUCCAAUGGGGUUGUCGGAGGUUUGAGAAAAAGGAAAGCUGGGCUGAAGAUAUGUGUGGCUAUAUUGUCAAAGAGCCGUUCGAAUUCACCUGGAUAUCUAAUACAAACAUUCUCAAAGCUUGUCAAAGAAACAUAUAAUUUGACAUCAUAUUUUAAUUUGAAUGUUAUCAAUGCUGAAUUCCCACCAGAAUUAAACAAAGAUGCGGUUAAACUGCAAAGCUUCGAUAUUGGAAAUUAUUAUAUCGCUCAUAAAGAUAAUCAAAGGGCCUACUUGGAAGAACUGGAUCCAUAUGAUAAGCACAGAGUUGAUCUCAUUGAAGCACUGAGUGUUUGCAAUAGCCGGGCAUACCACUUUGCACUUGUACUUGAAGAUGAUGCCUUUGCAGGAGAGAAUUUUGGUUUGGUAUUUGACUAUUUGUUUCAAAGCUUCUAUAAAGAUGUUUCACUUGGUUAUGUCAAACUAUAUCACCCAGAAAAAUGGCAAGGAUUUGGAUAUGACACCAAGCUAGAACUCAGUUGCGUAGUGGUUGUGACAGUUACUUUGGUAACAACAAUAUUAUUGUCAAUUGCCGGGAGAGCAAAUUGGAGCUUGAGACAAAUAUUUCAAGGGCUUGUUCUUCUAUUGUUGAUCAGUGCAUAUGUUCUGAUAUUUGUUUAUACAUUUUCAAGACAGCAUAUUUUAGAAACUUUGAAGUUUUCAAAAUUUACACAUUUUAUUGUCAAUGGUCCUGGCUGUUGCACCAGUGCCAUGCUCUACCCAACAAGAGUUUUGGAUGAAUUGAUCAGUUUUCUAAGAACUGGACUUGUUUGCAGCCGAAACAAUCCAAUUGACAUUGCACUUGCUAAUUACUUUGAAAGCAAUGGAAAGAACAGGUUGCUGGUUGUUCCAAAUUUAUUCUACCAUAUUGGCUACUAUUCAAGUGUCAGUGGUGCAAAAGACCCCAGAGAGUUUUUUCAUCUAUAUCCACCUAAGAUCUAACAACAAUUAUGUAUUUUUAAUUGUAGCAAUAAAUUGAAUUUUUAAUGAAAUUUUAUUCAGAUGUAUAGAGGACAACCGACAAAAAUCAUUUGGAAAAAAACAAAGAGAAAUCAUUCAUUCUGGUGGAUUUGUAUCAUAUUAUAAUGUACUGAUACAGAAUUUAACAAUUUAACUUUAACUAUGCUACAGCAAAAGUCCCCAACUAAGUGUGCUGGCUAUGUUAGGGCUUGGAAGCCCAAGCCCUUUUAAGAUUUUUAGGUGGGGCUCAGUCACCCACUGGUAAUUUUUUUCAAAUUUUGAGCUAUCCCCCAACAAUGUUCAGCUUUUAUGGUAAAAACCAUGACACCUCUUUAGCAUCAGUGGAUUUCUAUUAUUGCCAUUAGCAGGGAUGGAUUUAAGCAGCAAUGACUGGGGGGAUGUUAGGUAAUGAUUAGAUGUUGGUACUACACCCUUCAGUUGACUGGAAAGCGAUGGAAACACUCAUUUCUAAAAUUCUGUUUUUAACUUUAAAAUAAAAAAAUAAAAAGAUAAGUGAAGGAAAUUUUUUUGUAUCAUUUUGUUACUACUGAUAACCAAAAUGUGUUUUUCACAAAAUUGAAGCAAACUUCACCAAAUGACGCAAACAUAUUGGGGAAGGGGGUGUCACAUCCCAAAGAAUAAAUCCGUCCCUGGCCAUUGGUAACAGCAGAUUUCUGUGAGACAAACUGUACCUGAAUUACUAUGCUUACUUGUGUUUAAGGUGAAGUGUGGAUGUACAAUCAUGAAUUGGAGUGUUACUUUUUAUAUGUGACCUGAUCACAUAUUUUAUUCAUUUUCUGUUUUGUUCAAUGGUAUUUUAGUUUAGGGGGUAUGCACUGUAAUUAUAUGGGCACAUUAUUUCUAGGAUAACAGUAACUCUUUUACAGCUACAACAGGAUUGUAAACUGUCAGUUAGUCUUACUUUUUUUAUAUUAACCCAUAAAUGCAGCUAUAUUGAAUGCCUAUGUUGUUCAUUUGAAGACAUCAUUGUGACUUGAGUA